Molecule: messenger RNA, 1997 nt
Organism: Pogoniulus pusillus (Red-fronted tinkerbird)
Lineage: Eukaryota; Metazoa; Chordata; Aves; Piciformes; Lybiidae
Gene: MXD4
Product: MAX dimerization protein 4
Exons: 6
Coding region: 943-1560 (205 amino acids)
Biological process (GO): regulation of transcription by RNA polymerase II
Molecular function (GO): DNA-binding transcription factor activity, RNA polymerase II-specific; protein dimerization activity; RNA polymerase II cis-regulatory region sequence-specific DNA binding
Source: RefSeq, a predicted model, not a curated record
GCAAGCACACGUGCCCGGCGAAGGGUGGUCUGGAGAGCAGCGUCCUGCGCCCGGAGACGCCGCAGGCCGGGCAGGGAUGCAGCAGUGUUUGGGCUGGAGCCUGCAGCUGCGCUGAGAAGGCGCCGUUAUGGCGGAAGCUGCUUUUCUCCCCGGGAGUCCUUGCUCCCCAGGCCUGGCUAUGCGGCUCCCCCACCACACCACCCCCCGCCGCCUUUUUCCUUUUGUCGUUGGGUUGCUUUUCCUCUUUAUUUCACAGUUCGUUAGCCCGCGGUUUGCUGUUAAGUUCGGUACCGGCGGCCCCAGCCGCCGUGGCGCUGGACCCUGCAGCGUGUCCCGCACGGCAGCAUGUAGGGGCGGAGCUCCGGCCCGCCCCGCCCCUCCGCCUGCCUCUCCCUCACGGCAACGCCUCGUCUGCGCCCGCCCAUUGGCCCCCACCUCCCUGCUGUCCCGCCCCCUGCCGCCCGGCACGCGCCUCCUAGCACAUUGGUCCCUUCCCCGCCCUCAUUUGCAUACCGCCAGCUGAACCAAUCGCCAGCCGGUCCCUGUUUAACAUGCAAGAAUCCGACCAGUCAGCGAGCGCGGGGGACGGGCCACCACGUGCUGUUGCUAAGCUUCGGCUUCUAAAUUGUUACUAUAGUGGCCAGCCAAUCGGAGGCGGCGAUGCGGAUCUGUCAACAUUCCCUGCCCCAGCCAGAGGAAAAGGGGGGUGUGCGGGGUGUGCUCUGACUGGCGAUUGGCCCGACUGCCUCUCUGCGUCCCGCCCCCGCGCCGAAUGGCGAUUCCCUAUUGGUGGGGCCGGCUGCCCGUCUCCUGUGUGUCAAAUGUAGGUUGAGAGCGAGGUGCCUUAUAACCAGGGGCUUGGAAGUCCCCCGCGCGUGAACUCGGCGCGGUGCGCGACGUAGGGCGACGGGGGGCUGAGGGCUCGGCUCUGCACAGGCAGCCAUGGAAUUGAACUCUCUGUUAAUCCUCCUGGAAGCGGCCGAGUACUUGGAGAGAAGAGACCGAGAAGCAGAACAUGGCUAUGCAUCAGUGUUACCCUUCGAUAGUGACUAUUCCAGAAAGAAAACAAAGGCAGGCACCAUGGCCAGAAAAUCCCAGAAUAACAGGUCAUCACACAACGAACUAGAAAAGCAUAGGCGGGCUAAACUCCGGCUAUAUUUGGAACAGCUCAAGCAGCUCGUGCCUCUCGGGCCAGACAGCACCAGGCACACCACUCUAAGUCUGUUGAAAAGAGCCAAGAUGCACAUCAAGAAAUUGGAAGAGCAGGACCGGAAAGCUCUGAACAUUAAAGAACAAUUGCAGCGGGAGCACCGCUACCUCAAGCGGCGGCUGGAGCAGCUCUCCGUGCAGGGCAUGGAGCGGAUCCGCACCGACAGCAUGGGAUCAACAAUAUCCACUGACUCUGAGCAAGAAGUAGACAUUGAAGGGAUGGAGUUCACCCCAGGGGAAAUGGACAGUGUUGGGAGCGCCAGCGAUGCUGAAGACCACUACAGUUUGCAAAGCGGCUCGAGCGACGGAGGGUACACACAUUCCCGCAGACUGAACGCCAGGCUCUCCUAGUGCCUGAGGUACCCACCCAGCUCAGGACCAUCUGACUGAAGCACUUAAACAUGAAUAUUCCAGAGGUGUCAACUGCCACUCUUCCGGGAAACCCCAACCACAGUCCUCUGACCUGGAGGUUUCUUACCCACGGUUCCCUGCACUGUAACCACGAUAUUAGAUCUUGUAAAUCCUGGGUCUGCUGCAGAGAACUGUGGUUAGGUACAGUUGUGACUUAAAGCUAGCUUGAUGUAGCCAUACUGCAAAUUAAAAGAAAAAAAAAUAAUGAUGUCAUUCCAUUCAAGAAGUAUUAAAUUCAACCUGUUGGAAGUGUGGUGUAAGGGGAGUUUGACAGUUAUUUUGAUUUUUGCAGAAUCCAUUUUCAGCCAUGGAAGGAUAAAUGGAAUCUACAGUGUGUUAGUGAUUCAGAGAUACAAAAAAAACCAACCCUAAAACUA